Colletotrichum orchidophilum is the source of this 1188-nucleotide messenger RNA. RefSeq names its product tRNA synthetase class I. Gene Ontology annotation, biological process: tyrosyl-tRNA aminoacylation. The transcript is spliced from 6 exons. Gene Ontology annotation, molecular function: ATP binding; tyrosine-tRNA ligase activity. Bases 1 to 1188 code for a protein of 395 amino acids. The record is from RefSeq and is a predicted model, not a curated record. NCBI's taxonomy places the organism in Eukaryota, Fungi, Ascomycota, Sordariomycetes, Glomerellales, Glomerellaceae.
AUGGCGGAAGGCACGAAGGCGCAGGAGAGGUUCGCCCUCAUCCAGGAGAACUUGGCCGAGAUCAUGAACCCCGAAAUCAUCGAGAAGAUCUUGGCCGAGGGACGCAACCCGAAGAUCUACUGGGGAACCGCGACAACGGGCAGACCGCACUGCGGCUACUUUGUCCCGGCGAUCAAGCUGGCACAGUUCCUCGCCGCCGGCUGCGAAAUGACUGUCCUCCUCGCCGAUAUCCACGGCUUCCUCGACAACCUCAAGGCCCCUAUCGAGCUCGUCGAGCAGCGCGCCAAGUUCUACAAGUUCGCCAUCACAAACAUCCUCAAAGCUGUCGGCGUCUCCACGGAGAAGCUCAAGUUCGUCCUUGGCAGCUCCUACCAGAAGAGCCCCGAGUACAUCAUGGAUGUCUACAAGAUGAGCUCGCUCAUUAGCGAGAGGGAUGCGAAGAAGGCUGGCGCCGAAGUCGUGAAGCAGUCUGACAACGCCCCCAUGAGUGGUCUGCUGUAUCCGGUGCUUCAGGUCUGCGACGAGGAGCACCUUGGCGUUGAUGCUCAGUUCGGAGGCAUGGAUCAAAGAAAGUUGUUCGCUGCCGCCACCGAAUGGCUACCCAAGGUUGGAUACCAAGUGCGCGCGCAUUUGCUGAACCCCAUGGUUCCGGGGUUGAAUGGCGGAAAGAUGAGCUCAAGUGACCCUGACAGCAAGAUCGAUCUUCUCGAUGCCCCUGAGGUUGUGCAGAAGAAGCUUCGCAAGGCCGAGUGCGUGCCCAAGGUUGCCGAGGGCAAUGGUGUUCUGUCCUUCGUCGAGUAUGUCCUGCUCCCGGCCGCGGCGCUGAAGGGCAAGAAGGAGUUCCGCGUUGAGCGCGAGCGCGAUGGUCUCGAGACCCUGGUCUACACCGGCAUCACACAAAUGCACGAGGACUACAAGAACGACGUGUUGACGCCCCAGCUGCUGAAGCCCGCCGUGACGAAGGCCCUGAACGAGCUUCUGGCACCCAUCCAGGAGGCGUUCCAGGUCUCCAAGGAGUGGAAGGAGGUUACGGAGAAGGCCUAUCCCCCGGUCGAGGACGAUAAGAAGAAGAAGAAGAAGCAGCCCAAAGACAAGGGCUCUCGCUACCCCGGCGGCGGCAAGGGUCCCGCACAGGACGGAGCUGCCAAGGAGACGGAGCUUCCUGUGCGCCCGGCCGAGGGCCAGUGA